GCCGAUGGGGCGGACUACAACUCCCAACAUGCUCUGCGGCUGGGCGGCCACAGCCAGCGAGCCCUGCGCAAAGAACUACAACUCCCGCCGUGCACCGCUCCACCCGCCGCUUUCCUAUUGGCUGACUGGCUGGCUGGCACGCAUCCCCUUGCCCUCAGGAGGAAAGGCGCUUCUCCCGUCUCCAGGACAACGGGAGAGCAAACAAGAUGGCGGCGGCCUGGUCGGAGGGGUGAGGGGGAGGCGUUUGAGUGCCAAAUACCGAUUGUGCGGCUCUCUCCGUGUUCUCGGUUCUUCUUACAGCUCAUGGCGGGGGACGAGGAGAAGCAGGGAGAGGGCAGCCUCGAGAAGCAGCCUCCCGCUUUUCAGGGGCCUCAGCAGCACCUCUCCCAGUGGUUGCCUGGGAAGCUGUCCCAGGACAGACCCAGCCUGCGGCCUCCACAGCUCAGCCUGCCUCACCGAGAGACCGAGCAGGAGGAGGAUGGCAAAGAGGAAGAGGAGUCACAGCGCACAGAGGGUCAGUUUGAUGGAGAGUUGGACGAAGAUACUGUGGCUGAGGGACUCCACAAGCUGGGGCGCUCAGCCUCUGGUAUCGAAUACGUUUAUCUUAAUCUGUCGCUUUCAGGUCGUGAGCUAAGUAACAUUAACAUUCUCUGCAGAUACUUUCACCUACAGAAGCUGGAACUUUCAUGUAAUAAAAUUAAUGAUCUUUCUUGUAUCAGCCACAUGCCUCACUUACUACAACUGAAUGCUUCCAACAAUAAAUUGACUACGUAUUUCAGUUUUAAACCACCUAAAAAUCUCAAGGAAGUAGAUUUUUCAUACAAUCAAAUACCUAAAAUGCAAGAUUUGUCAGCAUACCAGUCACUUACUAAACUCCUGCUGGAUUUUAAUAAUAUAGAGGAGAUAAGAGGACUGGAGAAGUGUCACAGUCUGACUCAUCUUAGUUUGUCGCACAACAGACUCACUGCAGUCAGUGGCCUUGAGAAUUUACCUAUCAGAAUACUCAAUCUGAGCUCUAACCGGAUUGAGAAAAUAACUGGCUUGGAUAGCUUGAAAACUCUACAGAAGCUGGACCUAUCUAGCAAUAAAAUAAGUAGUCUAGAAGGCUUGGAGGAACAUGAUCUACUAGAGAUGAUCAACCUAGAGGAUAACCAGAUUGCUGAGCUGCGUGAACUGGAACGUAUUGAUGAUCUGCAUCUCCUCAGAGUUUUAAAUCUUUUAAAAAAUCCCAUACAGGAGCAAACAGAUUAUUGGCUCCUGGUGAUUUUCAUGUUGCUUCAACUAACAGAACUGGAUCUCAAGAAGAUUUCAGUGGAAGAAAAGGUUGCUGCUGUGAAUAAAUACGAUCCUCCUCCAGAAGUUGUUGCUGCUAAAGAUCAUAUGACUCAUGUUAUGUAUAGCAUGCUGCAGCCCCAGAGAAUCUUUGACAGCACUUUACCCAGUCUUGAUGCUCCCUACCCCAUGCUGGUAUUAGUUGGCCCUCUAGCCUGUGGUAAGAGAGAGCUUACUCAUAAGAUCUGCAGACAGUUCAGCAAUUUCUUCAGAUACGGACCCUGUCACACUACCAGGACAGCUUACUUUGGUGAAGAAAACAGACUUGAUUACUAUUUCAUUUCUCAAGAAGCAUUUGAAAAAAUGGUGAACACAGGGAAGUUUAUAGCAACGUAUAAAUACAGCAGUUAUUACUAUGGACUCGGAAGAGACACUGUAGAAUCAAUUGCCAGAGAGGGUCUUGCAACCUGUGUUCACUUAGAAAUAGAGGGUGUGCGUAGCUUGAAAAAUACCUACUUUAAACCCAGAUAUAUCCUGUUAGUACCAAUGAACAAACAAAAAUAUGAGGGACAUCUGCGGAGGAAAGGAUUAUUCAGCAGGCCAGAGAUUGAAGAGGCAAUCUCCAGAGUGGACAUGUACAUCAAAAUAGGUCAAGAUUUUCCAGGAUACUUUGAUGCAGUAGUCGACACAGAUGAAUUGGAUGAGGCAUUCACAGAGCUCAGUUUCCUCAUAAAGGCAUACCUGGGUUUGGAGUCACCUCCAGUUUUUGAUAGCGUUCAGGACCUGAAUAGCAGAGCAGGAGCAGGUUCAAGAACACGGCUCUUACAAGAGCAAAGAUUGUCACCUGGUGGAGGAAUUACUGCUGCUACUCGGUCUUCAUCUGUCAAUGAAUUCUUGGACUCUUCUGUCAAAAACUAUCCAGGAAGCAUCUUGGACAAACAUGCUGCACCACUGGGCGCUGUGGAAGAAGCUUCUCUCCGAAGACGUUUUUCUGCAGCACGUCAGGCUCUGUCAGGGGAGGCACCUACUGCAUAUGUCCAGCUGUUUCAAAGGUAAUGUAAAGUGGUUUCAGCCAAGUUCUUUACAAUAAAGUGAAAAAUGCCUAUUUAAGAUUUCUUCUCCACUGCUCUUAAGGAUGAAUGAUUAAAAACUGUCAGGGAUUGCAAAUCUCAUAGAUUUGCAAAUCUUCCUUUCCAUCACUUUUUAAAUCUAGCCCUACAAAUAUAUCACACCACCUGUCUUUUGACUUGGGAGUGAGGCAGUCCUGAAAUGUAUACCAAAAAAUAUAUGAGGCAGAGCCAUCUACCAGUAACUUGUCUAAAACUGUGAAAUGAUUAUAAUGUGUCUUCUCUGAGACAGCAGAAAAGAAUCAUUUUUCUGGCAUCUCACAGUAUCUGACAUGUUUUUUAGCAGUACUAGUAAUUAGUAUUGGAAAGUCACAGCCGUGCGUGGUGCGAGAUUGUUUUCUGCAAGUGCACCUUCUCUGAAUAUACCUGUUUAAAAUAGAAUUUCUGAAAGCUGAUUCUACUUCCUAUUUUUUUAAGAAAAUGGAUUGUAUCUUGAUUGUCUGUCUUCCUUCUUUUUCCUCAUAGUCACAGCCCUGCAAAAAUGGUGUUAAAAGUCUAUGAAACUGAAUGUACCUUCUCUGACUGAUCUUUUGUGGCACAUCUGCCUUCUCCUGGUGUAAAUCUUCCUAAUAUGAAUUCUUCUUUGCUCGCUUUUCCUACUUGCCAUGAGAAGGCUCACAGCGUUGACAUUUAAAGUAUCACAUAGGCAUCUAAAUCAGCAAUCAUCAGAAGGAAUAGAGAAGUUCACACCUUUCAGCUUAUUUCAGGCCUGUAGAAAUGCCAUCACCAAUUGUACAUACCAAAUAUGUUGCUGAAAAUCAUUCCAAUGACAAAGUCUGUUGACCCUACCAACUGAGCUGGUGAUAGCUGGUUGCCUGUGAAAUGAAUCUAAGUUCACCCUUAAUUCUUCCUCAAGGACACUCAACCCAACCCAUGUGAAAUGAACUAAGAGCAAUGUAAAGAAGGUACAUCUCCUUUAACAAAGAAUACAAACUCUCGUAGCAGAUAACUCAACCACCCCUCACUGGUACUGUGGGCCUUCAAGUGGCCACCAACAAAGAGUGUGUCAAAGCUCCAUACAGAAAAAUCCAAGAACAACAUGACUCCCUUAUAACCUAACAGACCACUUUGUCAGUGAUAGAAGAGUUAAUGCUAAAAUGAGUAACUAGGGAACCUACUCCCUUUCAGGUGAAAGCUUACAUCCAAACAUUAUUGACAGACCCUGACUGAUGUCAGAACAAAACCUAACAUUUAAAUUGACCCAGUAAAUCCAACUCAGGUGUGCCUGCCAGAAAGAUUAAAAUCUGUAAAAGGAACUAGGCAAACCCAAGGCCCAACUGUUUACCAAAAACAUAGCCUUCAGCCAAACAAGUAUUGAAGAUGAUGCCUGCCUGCUGACACUACGUUCAAUGGCUGCGGUAUCCUAACCAUGCAAAGGUAGUGCAAUCAAUUUUCCCAUCAAUCAAGACUUGUAUGAAUGGCUAAAUGAGGUCUUAACAGUCUCUUAGAGAUAAUCAGUGAAAUUGAUCAUGCUGCGAGAAGAUCCCACGGAACUUAAUUAUAUAGCCACUGCACAUAAACUCAAACCUACCAGGCACACUAUCACCUCAAUGCUGGCCCAUAAUUCUUCAGUUGGGAUGACCAUGAAGAAAACAUACCCUCCAAAAAUAAGACCACCCCUGUUAACCAAGAACCACCCCUUAACAUGCUAAUAGCAACACGUUUAAUGGCAACACAAGGCAAGGCAUAGUACAGUAUCCCCUCUGCCCUCCUCUCCUCCUCCCAUGCCUUUCCCUCUCCACCUCUUCCCAGUGAUGCAAGAAAAUAUGGUGAAAAACCUAAAACUCUGCUGCAGGAAGGAGCUGCACAGAAAAUAGGAACCAUCACCCAGCAGGCAGGAGCCUCACUGCCUGGAGAGAAGGGCUGGGGCUCACCCGCUCGGCACUUCAAGAAGUGACAGUUAGUGCAGAUGUAGGUGAGCUCCACAAGCUCUGUUGAGGACCUGCUAACUGCUAAAAGAAAACAAACUACUGAAGUGAUAAGGCUCAAGGAUACUCAGGUAAAAUAACUGUGGGAGUGGGAGAUCAUGAGCUCCUACUCAAAUGCCGCCCCACCCCCCACCGCCCCCAAAGAGGGUGGAUCCCCUGCUCAGGGAGCGUGCGUAGUAAAUUUCAAAUUAACUGUACCUUUAAAUUGAAGCGCGAAAGCAACUAACCAAUAAUUAGCUCAUAGGUGUGGACUCUGGGCAGAACUAACAGACUUCACUGUUUAAAUAUGUAUUGUGAGUAAAAUUAAGUUUGCAAGCUAGGAGGAGCGAUCCCCCUUGCACCCAGCACCACAAUAAACACACCUGCUUUGUAACUCUCCUCGAGUUGUAGAGUUUGAUUCCACACAUCAAUUUGGCGACCCAGGUGGGACUCUCUCUGCCUGGCCACAGGACUGGCUGAGAGGGGGACAUCCUUGGCGGACCCUGAGAUUUUUCAGAGGAACUCCCUCGCUCACCCGUACGCUGUAGGGGCAGACAAGAACCAUCAGCAGACCAGGUAUGUUAAAUAGGAAGAGGUACCUGUAAGUUGUGAGGAGAUGUCCUAUGUGAGGUAGAGAGCUGAAUUGCUCACCCCCAAUCAGUUGGGGUAAAACCCAUUGGAAAGGGAUCCUGCCUGGGUAACACAUGUGUACGUGUGUCUUAAUGGUAACUUGGACUCUCCUAGUUGGAAUAGCAGGAGUGUGUAGUGUGGUGGUAAUUACCUAUAUCUGCUGUAUGUGCCUGGUACUGUUUAUAAUUUGAGUUCAUGUAUCUGGAGUUGUUAACAACAUUUGUUUUCUGUAUGAUUGUGUGACUGAGAAGUACAACCGAGUACGAAGUGAUUGUGGAUUUCUGAUCCACAGAACAGCUCGAGAUGAACAAAGUGAAAGUGUGUGCAAGUAUACUUUUGUUACAUGUUCUAUGUUGUAUUAUACUUUGUUAAUAUAAGGGAGGUAGAUUGGGAUUCAGGUAUAUAGAACCUUGCGGGCAUAAAGCCCAGACUCCUCCUGUCCGCCGCCUUAUCACUUAUAUUUGAGCUAAUUGUUCCCAGUGCUUAGACUUUGU
This is a messenger RNA of Falco peregrinus (peregrine falcon), 5430 nucleotides long. It is a transcript of the gene LRGUK, whose product is annotated as leucine rich repeats and guanylate kinase domain containing. The transcript has 17 exons. Gene Ontology annotation, molecular function: GMP kinase activity; protein binding. Lineage: Eukaryota; Metazoa; Chordata; Aves; Falconiformes; Falconidae. Gene Ontology annotation, cellular component: cytosol. The coding region runs from base 304 to 2328 and encodes 674 amino acids. The record is from RefSeq and is a predicted model, not a curated record.